AUGUUGCCCACUUCACCCGUACCCGCAAGGCGCAACUCGCGCAUCCCCGUUCGCACCUCCAUCGAGGAGCGUGACAAGUCGAGCAAACGAGCCUCAACGGCCCUGGAGCGACGCAUUGACGCAGUCCUUAGCAGUGUACGCCUUUACUAUCUCGGCAAAGUCGGCCCUUUUGCUUUCCUCAUCGGCAACGAUGACCAGCGUUACAAGGUCGUUCUGGGUCCACAGACUUGCUCGGGCUGCCGCCAGGAGCACUGCUGCCACCUGCUGUUUGUCCUCCUCAAGUUGCUCAAACUGCACCGUGAUAACCCGCUCAUCCGCCGCUCGAAUAUCCACGAUUAUGAAAUCAAAUCCAUGGUCAACAUGUUCAACGAGGCCGAGGAAGCCAAGAAGCAGCGCUGCUUGAGCCACGCCACCACCCUGGAUAGUGAGGAGGGCUGCCCCAUUUGUCUCGUUCAGGUCGUCGAGGGUGAAUCGGCCACUCGCUGCGCCACUUGUCGCAAUGCCAUUCACCUGCAUUGCAUGACCGUCUUGGCCCAUGGUUGUCGUGCCAUUGGGAAACAAACCAGCUGUCCCAUUUGCCGCUCCGAAUGGCAAGCCCUCACGGACCCGGUCAUCACCGACGAGAGUACCCCCUCCGCCCCGCAACUGAGUGAUGCGGCUCUAAAGACAAACGCCGCCAACGCCGCCAAUGUUGACCCCGACUCUCUCCUCUGGCUCCCCGAAGAGCACCGCUUACACGCUCGGCGGUGCUUCACCACGCUGGCCACCGACCGCAAGAACAGCGUGCAAGGACUCAAAGAGCAAAUGUCCAAGGAUCUGCUGUCCGAGCUCAUGAUGGCGGGCGUGGUGACACUGGACAUGAUCCUUACCACCACGUGCACGAGUCCACCGCGUCAACACCUGAGCACCCGUCUGCGCCAGUGGUUUGCUGGGCACCUGACCACCCUCAUUCAUUUGAACGAGCACUACAGCGGCCUCAUCUCCGCCUCGCCGACCGUCAUUCAAGCAGCUCAACGUUCUGAAGAUCUCAACUUUUUCUCCCCCAUCCUUGAGAACUGGCGCACAGCGGUCUUUGCUUCGGGUCAUCAACGUAUCAUUCGCAUGUGGAAGCGCUUGUCCCGUUGUACCGCAGACUUUCGUGCAGAUGACACCCUGGCCGCCCAGCAAGCGAGCUCGUCUCCUUCGUGUGAGGCCCUCAGUCAGUGCUCCGGAGAGAGCUUGGUUGCGGACGAAUUCGAAGACACCGACUCGUGCGCAUCGCCCGAGCCUGCCGCUGUGCCCAGUGUGGACGAAGACUAUCGCGAAGGCACUCAUUGGGAGCGGCGUGCCCUCUUGGGCCGGGGCGCUACUGGUCAAGUGUACGAGAUCAAGGACCUAGCCUCCGGUCAGCUGCUUGCCGUCAAAGAGAUUGGCCUCCCAGCCACCAUGGCCCCGAGCAAGCGAGUAUCACAGGUCGCGCGCUUUGAAAGUGAAUUUGACCUCAUCGACGGAAUCGGUUCUCACACCAAUUUGGUCCGCUACUUUGGUACCAACGCCACGCCUUCGCACGUGUGCCUUUACCUUGAGCUGCUCAAGGGUGGGUCGCUGCUGGAUUUGCUGCAUGAUCAAGGCGCUCUUGACAGUGUGCGAGCGGUGACCUGCCUCGUGCAAGUUGCCAAUGGCAUCGCGCACCUGCACAAGGCUGGCAUCAUCCAUCGUGACAUCAAAGCGGCCAACGUCCUGCUUACGGAAGAGGGUGUCGCCAAGCUGACUGAUUUUUCCGAUGCUCGUGCUCUGGCUGGGCAUGAAACUCAAGAGGGUGAAAUUCACUCCACUCAUGGCAGCCCAGCCUACAUGGCCCCCGAGGUCAUCCGAGGCGCCCAUAUCGGCCGGGCUUCGGACGUUUGGCAACUGGGCUGCCUCUGCAUUGAACUCCUCACAGCCCAUCCGCCGUGGCAUGAGCUCUCCUGCCUCAAUGCAUUUGCCCUCAUGUUUCAUAUUGCUGGCAGUGACAGCGUGCCUGCUCGUCCCAACACCGACGACGCCCGUCUCACGGGCUUGAUGGAUGCCUGUCUUCAGCGAGACCCCGGGGAUCGCCAGAAGAUUCGUGCCAUUCAGCGACUGUUAACUGGAUCGGAUGAGUCUUGA
This is a messenger RNA of Monosiga brevicollis MX1, 2127 nucleotides long. RefSeq lists its product as uncharacterized. Lineage: Eukaryota; Choanoflagellata; Craspedida; Salpingoecidae. Gene Ontology annotation, molecular function: protein kinase activity; ATP binding. Gene Ontology annotation, biological process: protein phosphorylation. The transcript has 10 exons. The coding region runs from base 1 to 2127 and encodes 708 amino acids. The record is from RefSeq and is a predicted model, not a curated record.